GCCUGGCCAGGCCCUCCUCCUCGGCGGCCGUCUAUCGGCUGUUGGCUGCGUGUCCUGGCAGCCGCUCGUUCGAGGGCUCGGUAAUCGGCCGGGGCGGGGUAUUUCCGCUUCCGGGCGAGAGGGCGUGCGGUUGCUGCGGAGCGGCCGUUGCUAGGGGAGGCCGGGCCGGGCCGCCGCCAUGGCUGGGAACCGCAUGCAGAAGAUCGGGAGCGUGUUCAGCCGGACGCGGAACCUGCUGCGCAUCGGCGUGGUGCCGAAGCCGCUGUGGUUCGACGUCUACGCCGCCUUCCCCCCGCUCCGGGAGCCCGUCUACCGCUCGCCGCGGCCUCGCUACGGCAAGGUGAAAGACGUCAUCCCGCCCAUCUUCUACCCGGAGGACGACGUCCGCGCGAGAUUUUAUAGCGUUUAUGGGAGUGGUCCAAGACCUUUUGACCUGUCACAAUCAAACUUCAAAUCCACUUGCCAGAGGUUUGUUGAGAAAUUCAAUGAACUGAAGGAAGAAGGAAAAAUCGAAGAGGACAAAUUGUUUGAAGAAACAGGAAAAGCUCUUCUAGCCAAAGGGAUAAUUUUACAGAGAAGAGGGACAGAAAAAGUUUGGAUCGCUUUGCAUUGCCUCAGUCGUGCCUGCCAUUGUGCCAGCUCUCUCCUGAACCCAGACUCCCUGUCCCGAAGGACUCUUGUCGCACUCAGGUCACCCCCAAACCUCACACUGAUGGAUAGUCUCAGCAGAGACCCCAGCGCCUGCAAGCAGACCAUUGAAGGUGGAGUUGCAGCUGACCGACAGGGAAAUUUGCACUGCUGCUUUCUAGGAGGAGAUUUCAUCUACCUGGACUGUCAGUGGCACACCCAGGUUGCAACACGUUCUAUACAGAUUCACCCAUUACAGCUCCAUGACUGCUAUAAAAGGAGGUCUCUGAUGAUUGUGCCUGCGAAAAAUUGCUUAUGCAUUUUUAUAGCCUCUGACGUCUUGAUUUGUAGGCACAGACACGGUUUGGGACACUGGAGUGAGAGAGAGGAGGUCUGUGUUCAGUUCAGCUUCCAACUCUGCUGUCAAGGUCUUUUGUGAGAUAGGAUCUCAAAAAUUAUGGCCAAGACGGGCAGCCCACCCUACUCCUUGGGACAUCUGGGAUGAUUUGAAAAGAGUGUCCUUAACUCUGUCCCUGAAUAUCCUUCAGAGUCACGAGUAGCCGUCGUUCCCCUGCUACUCCCAGCUUGGCUACAACAACUGCUGCUCGCCCCCACGGCCAGGUUCGGAGCAUGGGAAGGGCAGGAGCCCUCCUUGGGAGAGGACAGACCUCCUGCUUUGCCAGCCGACACUGCUGGAGAGACAGCACAGAGAAAAGCGAGCAGCACCUCGCAGUUUGUCCUAGGCUGAUGGGAUGCACAGGGUCACAUUCCAGCCAUUCUGCUGUCCAAAGGUCUUGCUGGAGAGAGCUUGCACUGGAAGAACCUCAUCUUGUGACGUGAAUUGAGGCUGCUCUGUUCUUCACAGAACUGCUCAGUGCCUGGCAGACAAGGAGAUUAAGAACCACCUAGCAGAGACCCAAGUUACGUCUGCACUGCUGUUAGAGGGUCUUCCAGUUCAAAUUUGCUCCGUUUGCAAACCAGGAGAUGAUUUUCCUAAUGGCUGUAAAUACAUUGCUCAUAUUCUGGCUGCACAGACUUGCUCCUAUAUAGCUGCAGUGCAUCUGGGAGGAGAGCUGGUAGCGGCGUAGACACUCGGGAAGCUGAAGCUGUUGGCAGAGCGGGGGGUAUGAAACCUACCCAGCGUUUGUCAGAUGAUGGCGACCCAGCUGAAUCCCAUAGCUCGAGCCUGAUGGUGUAACUUUAAUUACUUAGCCGUGCAGUUGUCACUCUCCUGGAGACUGAUGGUGUAAGGUUGCAGCCGAUCAAAGCGCUCUGGCAAAGGCGUCUGGAAGCAAAGCACCAGAGCCUUCGGCCGCCUCCUCCCAUGUCCGUAUUUAACUGCUCCGUAAGUUCCUUUAAAUAUCGUCCACUGGCACUAGGGCCUUGUUUGGGAUGUUUCCUAGGAUGUUCCUGCGAGAUUUCUGUUUUCCUGAGUGUGUGUUUUUAUAGAUCAGUGUGUUCCCUAGGCCGGCGUUUCCCGGUGCAAGGAAGGUUCGCCCGAGACGUGACACGGCAGGCAUCCUUCCCGCGGAGGCAGCGACGUCCCAGGACGAUCCGCAGCAAAGCGGAGCUGUUUCCUGGCGCUGGUGUCACUUGGAUACUGUGUUCAGCAUGGUGAUAAACCAGCCAAACCAGACAGACAAAUGCGAGUCAGAAAUAUUUAUGGUGGGCUUGAUGCCAAGUGCUUGCUGGAGAAGUGAAUGGAAAAAUAAAACUUUCUCUUUGUAGAGGCUUUAAACAGGUUGAAGUUUCUGAGGAUUGCUGAAAUCAGUGAAGGACUCUUCAUUGUCCUGGCUGAAUCUGGCUGGUCCUCAGUAGGUCCCAGCUCUGGUUUGACCUAGUGCAGCACUUCCAAUGUUCUCGUGGCUCAUGAAGGUAGCUUCUGCCAUUUGCUUCACUGAGUUAUUAAUGUUUGCACUAAGUGUGUGUGUGUGUGUGUGUGUGUGUGUGUGUGUGUGUGUACACUGAUAUAUGCAUUCCCCCUGUGCUGAUAUCUUUGGUGGGCCGUACAAAGCAGAAAUGCUCAGGAACACCAAGGGCGAAGUGGCCCCGUGCCUUGCGCCAGGGCGCUUUGGGGCAUCUACAGCAAGCAACUUUCCUUCUCCAUUGCAGGUUCCCUCCUGCCCUCUUCUGCACUUGAUCUUUGUUGUUGCAUCCAUUACUGGACGGCAGCCUCUCGUGAGGCUCCCGCAGACAGAGCAAGCCAAAAACAUAAUAACCCCCAGAAUUGCUCAUUUUCUUUGUCGAUCCCAGAACAAACAGAAGAAAUUUUUGAAAAGCGGCUGCGGCGGCAGCAGCAGCAGUGGAACAGAUGGUGCUUUUUUUUGGUAGCGCUAUUUCUCUCGGAGGUUUUUCGCCGCCGCCUCUGCGCAGGCUCUGUGCCUUUCCAAGCUCUCCCCGCGGUAAGUGCGAACGGUGCUGCUGCUGAUCUUAUGGAUAUUGAUUCCAUCUCGCAAAAACGUGUCGCAGCCGAGGGAGUUCGCCCCGCUGACCUUCAGCCUGCUGCUGCCGGGAGCUGGUGACGUCCGAGCCGGCGGGAGCAGGGGGGCAGCGGGGCGGGAGGGAACGGCUUUGCUGCUCUUGUUUUGCAGAGAAAACUUUGGAUGAGUGUGGUUACAGGCAGCAUCGCAUGCAGCAGCUCGCUGCAGCCUUUGGGCCAGGAGACCCUCCGCGGCGGCCCGGGGCUCGGCUGCGGGCUCCGGCAGCGUGGGAAAACCCACGUCUCCACCUGCGAGCGUCUCCACUGACCCCGCAGCACUCCUGUGCACAUCCCCGAGCAGCGCAGGGCACGGUUUCAUGCCAUAAGAAUAAAACUGAGCCCUGGGGUGGGAGCAGAGAGGGAAGUUAGCCAGAGCUGCUUGGUCACGUCCUCUGGUUACGGCACCUUGCUGCAAGGUCACCGCUCUGCCGGCAGAGCCGGGGUGCAGCGGGCGAAGGCCGCGGGAAGCAGCCUCGGCUGCCUUGGCAUUGGCCCCGCGAGGCCCUGGCCGUAAAAUACCGCCCUGCGCUGGGAGGAGAAAAGCCUCCCGGGCUCGGAGGUCUCUGCUCUGGUCCCCGGACGCUGGUGGGGAGAAACGUGUAAUGAGGCAGCAAAAUAAACACGGUGGUAAUUUCCUCGCUGCAUGUCUGUGAUGAUCCCUGCCUUUUCCCUCUCCCAUACGGAAUUUUUGUUGUUGUUGUUGUAAUUAUUCUACGAAAACCAAUUAAAUCCCACAAGAUGGAAACGCA
Molecule: messenger RNA, 3855 nt
Organism: Dromaius novaehollandiae (emu)
Lineage: Eukaryota; Metazoa; Chordata; Aves; Casuariiformes; Dromaiidae
Gene: MRPS23
Product: mitochondrial ribosomal protein S23
Exons: 15
Coding region: 179-1066 (295 amino acids)
Biological process (GO): translation
Cellular component (GO): ribosome; mitochondrion
Molecular function (GO): structural constituent of ribosome
Source: RefSeq, a predicted model, not a curated record